CGUGCCGGAGAGCCGCCUCGGGCCGAGCCGGGGAGCGGGCGGCGCAUCCCCUGUCUCUGCCUUUCAGAUAACCUCGGCGGAGGCGCGCCCGGGCUGGCCGGGCCUGGGGCCGCAGCGGAGCCUCGGGGGACCGAGCCAGGUGACAGACGGGGCCGGAGACGGGGCGGAGGGAGGCCUGGGGAAAGGGCACCCAUAGCGGCUGGACCCUGCGGGCUCUCGCCUGCCCUGGCCUGAGGGCUGUCUGCCGGGGGAGGGGGGACGCUGCUAACCCCUCCCUGUCCCUUCUCUAUCCCCUCUUUUCUCCAAGGGCUUUGGGGGCGGAGCACACACCUGGGCCGGAGGCGGGGGAGGGGGCCUUAGGUUUCUGGACCCGGUUUGGGAGUCAGAGGUCAGGUUCCAGCUUUGGGGAUGAAGGUGGUUCAGGAGUCAGCCAGUUCAUUCUAGGGUCACGUCUCCUUCAGCCCGGUGACCUCCUUUACCCUUUGGUCUCUGUUUUCAGUUUCUUUCCUCUUCUCCCUAGUGCCCCAGGACUGGUGGGAGGGUAGGGUAACCAACCCCCCUGGGAAGCCCCGCCCUGGAGCCAUGGCAGCCACAAAGUGCCUGGGCGUCCAGCUGCCUGGCUGCUGGGACCACUGACUCAGGCCAGAGAGGAAGCCGCCUGCAUACCUCCUCAGAUCGAGGACAGGGGCCCUGGGGGAGGCAUCUAUACCUUGGGGAUCCCCUACAUCCACCCCUCCUGUCACGUCCCCUUCUCCUGACCCUUGCCCUGGGAGGAAGCUGGGGCUCCUGGGGGGGUCUCCCCCCCAGAUCUGUCCCCAUACAUUCCCACCGGCCGCCCCUGGGAGUCAGGGGGGCGGCCGGGGACCAUCCCAAUCCUGGCACUGCCAGGAUGUUGUCCCCGAUGCUGGGUCCUCACCAGCACCCCCAACCCAGGGCCCAACCGGCCUAAGUGCCACUAGCCGGAUGCCGGCGCCCCCUGGGCCCGAGGCGAGCGGCUGGCCCGGCCUCCUCAUGUCCUGCCUGAAGGGCCCACAGGUCAUCCUCAAGAUGGAGACCAUGAAGAUCGUCCACCCUGAGAAGUUCCCAGAGCUCCAAGCGGGUACUCCCCGCUACACGCCUACCCCCAGGCCUGCUCCUGCCCUGGCCCCCAAGAGGGCCUGGCCUUCUGACACCGAGAUCAUUGUCAAUCAGGCCUGUGGUGGAGAUGUGCCUGCCCUCGAAGGGGUGCCUCGUACACCACCUCCACCCAGGAGGCCCCGGAAGAGCAGUGCUGAGCUGGGCUUCCCCCGGGUAGCUCCUGGUGAUGAGGUCAUUGUGAACCAAUACGUGUUACGGCCUGGCCCAGCCGGGGAGCCACUGGAGUGCCCGACCUGUGGGCACACAUACAACCUGACCCAGCGGCGUCCUCGUGUGCUCUCCUGUCUGCAUUCAGUCUGCGAGCAGUGUCUGCAAAUCCUUUACGAGUCCUGCCCCAAGUACAAAUUCAUCUCUUGCCCUACUUGCCGCAGGGAGACUGUGCUCUUCACUGACUAUGGGCUGGCUGCCCUUGCUGUCAAUACAUCCAUCUUGAGUCGUCUGCCACCAGAGGCACUGACUGCUCCACCUGGCCAGUGGGGUGGCGAGGCUGAGGGCAGCUGCUACCAGACCUUCCGCCAGUACUGUGGGGCUGCCUGCACCUGCCACGUGAGGAACCCGCUGUCCUCCUGCGCCAUCAUGUAGUGCCCCUCCCAUCCUUAUACCUGCUGCCCCCUCAUCCCCCAUGCUAGGACUUCUGCUCCCCUUGGUCCCCCCAGAUCCCAGGCACAGACUGAUGCUAGAAGACUCAUCAGAAAAGGACUACAACCCAGAUGUUCCCUGUCUCCAUCUGUCCUGGGAUCCUCACUUCCUCUGACCUCCCUGGAUGUUUGCUUACCCCCUGAAGCUGCUUCUCCUAGAAGUGGGGCCACACUAGGCCCUAGGAAGAAGCCUUUUCCGCCCCUGCCCUGCUGCUUCCCAUUCCUCUGCAGCCAGUUUUUGCCAUUAAAACUCUUUGCCAAAGUUGCCAUUUCAACUGCUAACUGGAACCAUCUUCAACAGCACAACCCUCCUCCCCAGGUGGACUUGAACCCCACCCCCAGUCUCCCCUCUCUCUUCUCCCUUACAGCAGAGUAGUCGUGGGAGAAAGGCCCAUGAGGCCCAACCCAGAGCCCCUUCAACCUAACAGGUUUACCCUCCUGCCCAGGGUUCCGUCCCAGGUUCUCUCUUGCAACAGUGAAGACAUGGUCCCCUGGAGUCUCAGGUCAGCAUGCAGCUAAGGCUCCGUCUGUGUGCUGUGCUAAGUUGGGCUUUGUGUGUGAGCCUGGGAAGCAUGGACAGCUGGGUCCAGAGGCCUUGCAGUAAAUGGACAUGUCUGGGCUGGUUCCAUCAGCCAAGGAUUCCCCAGCAGGAAGAGAUGACAGCAACCUAGCCCUUUCCUGCUGGGGUGACCCUUCUUGGAACUCUGGUCCUCAACUGCUGCUGUGCUUGAGACCUACUGAACUCGUCUUUCCCCGGGGUCACGUGCGGUAAACCUUUUUAUUUGCGUUCAGCCCAGAUAGUGUCAGGGGCAAGAAUAAGGACAAAAACUCCUAAGGACAGUUCAUAUUUCUAUAGCACUUUACCGUUUACAAAGCGUUUUCCUCACAACAACCUUGUGAGGUAAGCAAUGCAAGUAUUAUCCCCAUUUCACAAAUGUGGAAACAGGCUCAGAGGUGACAUGACUUGCCCAAGGGACUUGAACCCCAAUCAUCUAAGUCUAGCGCUUCUUCCACUACCCUUUGCUGUCCCCCAGGAGCAGGUGAUCUGUAAGUUAUUCCAUAUAAGCUGCUCUGGGGCCCAAUAUUUGCUCUGAUCAGGAAUGCGUGCUCUUCAAACUCAUCUGCUUCUCUGCUAUUGUGUUUCUUUCCUUCUUCUGCCCCAGAGUUUCCUAGUAAAGACUCCUUUUGAAAAAUUC
Messenger RNA from Dromiciops gliroides (monito del monte), 2971 nucleotides. RefSeq names its product ring finger protein 208 (gene RNF208). The transcript has a single exon. Gene Ontology annotation, biological process: protein ubiquitination. NCBI's taxonomy places the organism in Eukaryota, Metazoa, Chordata, Mammalia, Microbiotheria, Microbiotheriidae. The coding region runs from base 964 to 1719 and encodes 251 amino acids. The record is from RefSeq and is a predicted model, not a curated record. Gene Ontology annotation, molecular function: ubiquitin protein ligase activity.